AUGGCACCGGAUCCUGAAGAUGAGAUCAAGGACGAGAAGAACCCUCCGCCACUUGAUGAGGACGAUAUUGCGCUCCUCAAGACCUAUGGCUUGGGACCUUACUCCACUAGCAUAAAGAAAGUCGAGAAGGAAAUCAAGGAAAUGGCCAAGAAAAUUAAUGAUUUAUGUGGUAUCAAGGAAUCGGACACUGGUUUAGCUGCCCCCAGCCAAUGGGAUCUUGUCUCUGAUAAGCAAAUGAUGCAGGAGGAGCAACCUCUCCAGGUUGCAAGAUGUACCAAAAUCAUUAGCCCAAACACAGAAGACGCGAAGUAUGUUAUAAAUGUUAAACAAAUUGCAAAGUUUGUUGUUGGAUUGGGUGAUAGAGUUUCCCCAACUGAUAUAGAAGAAGGCAUGCGAGUUGGUGUUGACAGGAAUAAAUAUCAAAUCCAGAUCCCCUUGCCUCCGAAAAUUGAUCCAAGUGUUACAAUGAUGACAGUAGAGGAAAAGCCAGAUGUUACCUAUAAUGAUGUUGGUGGAUGCAAAGAGCAGAUUGAAAAGAUGCGAGAGGUUGUUGAGCUGCCCAUGCUUCACCCUGAAAAGUUUGUGAAGCUAGGGAUUGACCCCCCAAAGGGCGUUCUCUGCUAUGGUCCUCCUGGUACUGGUAAAACGCUGCUAGCCAGAGCCGUGGCUAAUAGAACUGAUGCGUGUUUUAUUCGUGUUAUUGGAAGUGAGCUUGUUCAGAAAUACGUUGGUGAGGGAGCAAGGAUGGUUCGUGAACUAUUUCAGAUGGCCCGCUCUAAAAAAGCUUGCAUUGUGUUUUUUGAUGAAGUAGAUGCCAUUGGAGGUGCACGGUUUGAUGAUGGAGUGGGUGGAGACAAUGAGGUCCAACGCACCAUGCUUGAAAUUGUCAAUCAGCUUGAUGGGUUCGACGCUCGUGGGAAUAUUAAAGUUCUAAUGGCAACUAAUAGACCUGACACACUGGAUCCUGCACUAUUACGUCCUGGACGGCUUGAUCGUAAAGUGGAGUUUGGACUGCCAGAUCUGGAAAGCAGAACACAGAUAUUUAAGAUUCAUACACGAACAAUGAAUUGUGAGAGGGACAUCCGGUUUGAACUUCUUGCUCGGCUUUGCCCAAAUUCUACUGGAGCUGACAUAAGGAGCGUGUGCACAGAGGCCGGAAUGUAUGCUAUACGAGCAAGAAGGAAGACCGUCACAGAGAAAGAUUUUCUAGAUGCUGUCAACAAAGUCAUCAAGGGAUAUCAGAAGUUCAGUGCAACACCAAAGUACAUGGUGUACAAUUAA
Messenger RNA from Fraxinus pennsylvanica, 1281 nucleotides. The record is from the annotation of a GenBank genome assembly. NCBI's taxonomy places the organism in Eukaryota, Viridiplantae, Streptophyta, Magnoliopsida, Lamiales, Oleaceae.